AUGUUCUUCGCAGCUGUUCGUGAGCACGAGGAUCUACUCAAGAAGCCUGGAGGGCGCAGUGAGAUAUAUGUCCUUCCGCCUUCCUACCCAAAACUCAACGAGAGAACGCUGGACUGGGAUUCCGUCACCAUCUCAUCCAAAAGUGAGGCUGGGCUGGCACAAGUCAAGAGUUGGUUCGACAGCUGUGCUAAUGGCCACACAAAGUGUGGUAACUUUUCCCACUUGGUAGCUCAGAAGGGCGAACUACCCUCCCGCUUCCUUGAUGUCAGUGGCGGGGCUAUAAAACUAGAAUGCAGACCAUCUGUCCUCAAAGGUGUGCGAUAUACAACACUCAGUCACAGCUGGGGCAAGGAUCCGUCGUUAUGCCCCCAGCUCAAGCAAGCACUCCUGGAAAGCUUCAAAACCAGGAUCCUAGAGCCUGGACUGCCCGCAAAGUAUCUGGAUGCAAUUAGAAUCACUAGGGAUUUGGGCUUUCGGUACAUCUGGAUCGACUCAUUGUGCAUCAUCCAAGACUCUGAGGAAGAUUGGAAGAAGGAAUCACUCAAGAUGGCGUCUGUUUAUGGACGGACGAGCUGCAACAUAUCAUACAUGUACCCCCCUCUCGACGAAGGACAGAAGAGGUUUCUACGCGAUCCUCGGUUGGACCUGCCUUGCAAGAUAUGGCCCACGCUUUCGCAGACAAAGGGCAAGCAAAGUACUGGAAAGACAUCCAAAUAUGUCCUGGUUCAAAACGCCCCUGGAUGGAUAGGCUCAAGCUGGGCAUCCAUGACACAAGACGACCUCUGGCCUCUACUAUCUCGAGGGUGGGUAUUUCAAGAACGAAUUCUUUGUCCGCGAAACGUUUACUAUGGAGGCCCUCGAUUACUCUGGGAGUGUUGCGAAGGGGUCAAGGACGAACUACUUGGACAGCCAGUCAAUGUGUCCAGAUCAAAACAGGACUUUUACUCGAUAUUCUCGGGUUUUGAGACCAUCCUCCAUGGUGUUGACCAGUUUGAAACAUUCAACGGUCAGUGGUAUGGCCUGGUUCAAGAAUACCGGCUAAGAGACCUCACAUUCGAGAAAGAUCGAGCCAUAGCCUUUGCUGGGGUGGCCAAGGCCAUACAGAACAAGACGAAACUCACUUAUCUCGCUGGUAUGUGGAAAGAAUUUGCCGACCUACAACUAUUGUGGUCCAUUGAUCACACUCCGGAAACAAGAGAGCUUUGUCGGAAGGAGUGGAAGAGCAGGCCGGAUUAUAUCCCUUCCUGGUCUUGGUUUUCUGUUCCUCGAACUCCGGAUCCUCUCUCAGAACGAGAUGCCGUGAGCUUCCAGAUCACCAUGGAGAUGUACACACAGCUGCGACAUGCAACCUAUCGGGCGCAAGUAGUAUCAUUCAAUCAUCCCAAGCUUGGAUUCUGGCCUUGGAGAAACCAGGAUGUUCUCUUCCAUGACUUCCAAGGUCUCUCGAUUACACUCAGAACACGAAAAGUACCAGCUACACUUCAGUGGGACGACGAGACUCUUCGGAUCUUGCCAUUUGGGCGUCAUGAGCUGGGAGAAUCUGCCUGGGAUCCAAAGAUAGCCAUGGUAUAUGCGCAUGACGAUGUCGGUGUGACUCCUGGGUGUUCUCUUCCCGGCGAUAUAUAUAUGAUCUUGUUGUUGAAGGAAGCGUGGUAUAUGGGAGCCGGGAGAGAAUACUCAUAUCAGCCUUCUGAGAAGCAAAAGCACGGCGACUAUGGGAAUGGAAGAACUGUGUGGCAGUACACGGGGCUUGCAGUAGUCCGUUCAGAGACCAACAAUGGAAGAAGCUGCUGGAAGCGUCUCGGGAUUUUCUUUUUUGCAGACAGGGUAACAGGCCUAAAAAAUAUCACAACGCCGUUCACGAAGGAGGGUAUCAGGGACGAGGACGUGGUGUUGGUCUAG
Messenger RNA from Fusarium falciforme, 1902 nucleotides. Its product is annotated as HET domain-containing protein. The record is from RefSeq and is a predicted model, not a curated record. The transcript is spliced from 2 exons. The coding region runs from base 1 to 1902 and encodes 633 amino acids. Lineage: Eukaryota; Fungi; Ascomycota; Sordariomycetes; Hypocreales; Nectriaceae.